CUGCAGCUAAGAAACACGACCAACCGAUCAGCUUCUUUUCCAGAAACUUGGAUACAGGACGCGUCUUCGCAAAGGACAAAAGGUGAAUGAAAACUGUCUGGUCUUCGUUCCCAAACACCCAAGGAUCAUACCCUAAUAUUGUUGCGACAAUCCCACUCACAAAGUGACAGCCAUCUCAUGGUUUUCUACCUGGAGGAGGAGGUUCUGCGCACUGGCCACGCUCCGCACAGAUCUUCUCAGGCCGCCGUCACGGCCAAUGCCAGUGUGACAGGACCCGAGCACUGUCCCAACGGCUCGUAACCACGUCUAUCUGGUUAUCCAGAAUCGUCAAUAUUCCAGAAUAUGCCCUGGCAGCCGCUACCUCUUUCCUAUGCGGUAGCCAUAUAUCCGUUUCAGCCCUCGGCUUCUUCCGCCGAACUACCACUACAAAUUGGCGACCAGUUGUAUGUCAUCGAACAGGGCGGGAAAGAUGGCGCCUGGUGCCGUGGCUACCUGGUCGCGCCGCCCACUUUGUUAUCGGCCCUGACCCCUGGAGGGAGAACUGCUGCCGAUGCGAGAGUCUUUUCUGGUAUCUUUCCAAAAUGCUGCAUCGAGAUUCGCGAACAACUGGGGCCGGAUGAGCAACCCGUCGCUGAAAAGGGCCAACCAAAGCCGCAGGCACCGUUGCCAAUGUUGAAGGUUGGCGAUGAAUCACCUACAUCAUCAUCCGAACCUCUGGUGGACGAGAUCUCAUCAUGCCUCCGGGAAUGGUAUAUUUUACACCUGCCCGACUUGGUACUACGCCGGGAAUAUCAUCUGCUUAAUCAAACGUCCGAUGUUACCACGCGGCUGGACUAUGCACGUCGGGAGUUGUUAAAUGAUGUCCUUACAACGCAGGAAAGGCUGCAGGUGCGCAGUCAAGCUGUAUGGGAUUUGGUCCGAGGCAACAGAAUGCUGAGCGGCGUUGUUAUUGUCCGAGACGCCAAUCAACAUGGCCGGCUGUUGACAUCAGACGACUCUGCGAUCGAGCUGACCAAGUCGCAAGCAAUCAUGAGCGUCCUGAAUGCCCCACCGUCCGAAAAUCCAAAAGCCAUAUCACUGCAUCAUUGUCUUCUGGACGUCAAAUCAGUGGUGGGAUCUGAUCAGGACGCGGCAACUCUGAGUUUGGCUCUGUAUCGAAGAGAUUCUGCCGGAGCAGCCACUCCACUGUCCGAAACUUACAGCUCAGUAGCUUCGGCCAGGAUGAAGACUCUUUUCUCGGACCUCAGCACGAGAGAUCUCGCAGAUGACAACGGUCUGUUCCUGGCCAUAAAGUUGGUGCUGCCUGAGCCUCCACGAACAGCCAGAAAGCGUACGACAGAGCGGCCUCCCUCCAGGAAUGGGACAUUGAUGGGUCAACGGCAAAUGUCUCUGAACCGCCGCAGAUCUAGUCUUAUGUUCGGUAAACGGAAGAAUGGUGAGAGACCUCAACCCGGACAAAAUGGCAGAGCUACACCACAAUUUCAAGAUAGAGCACAAACGCCGUCAAUAGCGGAGCAAGACGAAGACGGUUCGAAACCGGCUCAAGGCCCUCCAGUGCCUCGGACGGUGGGCGUUGGCAUUCUCAAUGUCAAUAAGAUAUUGGCAGGUGGCCAAUCAUGUGAAGAAACCGUCACGAUAUGGUCUCUUUCAUCUCGAGAAGAUGAGAAGCCCCGGGAGAUUGACAAGAGAGUAGCGCAGCUCCUGAACAGUCAAGGGAAGAGCGUCGUCGUCUCCCCUCACCUGUCCAGCAUCACCUUGAAUUUGACGCCUUUUGUUGCUCCAGAUGCAGAUACACUGAUCAAGAACAAUGCAACACUUAUGCACCUCGUUACAAAGACGCAAAAGAUGGGCUUCUCGGAGGCACCUUCUAAGCCAAGGACUGACAUCUAUUUGAGACUGAGCAAGGCGUCCAUAACACCAGGUGCACUUUUGUCCCAUCCGGAUUUGAAUGUCGCACCAAUAAAAGCGGCUUCGAUGCAGAAUCUGCAAUUGACUAUGGAAGUCCGGGAUGCAUUUGGACGGCGUGUUGAGCACUGUAUAUAUCCAUCCUCCAAUGGUGCCGCUGUGACAGCAUUCCGAACAAAUGCUGUGGAACUUGACGGUGCUUGGGACCAGACACUUUGCCUUCGAAUCCCAACUGAAAAGGUACCUGAGAGUCACUUGGUAUUGAGCAUUGCCGAUGCUCCAGAUUUUCCGUUCGCAUUGGCAUGGAUGCCGCUGUGGGACAAGCAGGCAUUCGUCAGUGAUGGGCAACAUGCCCUCAUCCUUCAUGCAUAUGACAAAAUCACUUCAAGCAUCGUGCAUGGGCGUGGCGCAUAUCUAUCCCUGCCUUGGAACAACCAAAGCUACCGGACUGUCCACGGGGGAAGCUUUGCCAAUAUUGCUUCUCUGGAGGUCCACACAAUUCUUUGCAGCACCGAGUACUCCCAGGAUCGUACACUCGUCAGCUUGAUCAACUGGAAGCAUCAAAUAUCCGUUCAAUUGCUUGAUAUUCUUCAGACGCUUCCCUUUGUACCAGAGAUUGAGGUUGUCAAGCAGCUCAAUGACGUCCUUGAUGCUUUGUUUGGCGUCCUGGUGCACAAGACCGGCGAGUCAAAAUUCGAGGACCUGAUAUUCAACGACAUCGUCUGGGUUCUGGGGAUUGUUCACGACAGGCGGUACAAUCUAGGACCACUGGUGGAACAAUACACCGAGUCCCAUUUCCGCUCGCCGUAUGCGGCAUCAUGCUUGAUCCGCAGCUUUACAAGGCUGCUGCAGAGUGUGUCCGAUCCGCAAAGCGCUCGCGAUAUGAGGGCUCUAUUCAAGGUGGGAAGGACAUUCAUCAAGAUUGUUAUUACUUCCAACCAACAGCGGCGAUUCGGGUCACAAUCGAACACGAAGGAGGACAAGCGUUCCAAUUUCAAAGAAGACAUGCAGGCCAUUCUUUUCGGACUGCAAAUGAUGAUGCGCAGUGAGACAGCAGCACUGGUUGGCAGCAAGACUCUCCUGGUACAAAAGUUUCAUACCUGGCUGCCCGAAUUGCUGCCCGCAUUCAGCAAGGAAGAGGUAAUGAAGUCAGCCGUCGAGUUUAUCGACUCCUGCGACGAGGCGACCGGCAAACUCGUCCUGUACAGACUCCUUCUCAUCCUUAACUACACCAAAAUGGACCAGGUAUGGGUCGACGACAAAGACAAGAAAAUCCUAGUUAAGAACUGCGUCCGAUGGUUGUUGCCGUACUGGGCCAGCAACAGUCUAACGGACGACUGGCACGAGCAGGUCCGCCUGUGCUGCUCAAUCGUGGCUGAAUUGACGCGUUGGCCUACACACUAUCUGCAUGAAUUUUCGCCGAAACUCAUAUCCGCGUACGAAACCAUCGCACAAGAACCUCGGACGAAACGACGCUCAUCGUCUCUCUUGUUUCCGGACGCUUACCCUUUUGUGACCAAACCAGCGGAGACCAACGAUCAAUUCGACGAAACGCUCCUCGAGCUGUCGGCGCUGGUCGCCACGAUCUCGAAGAUGAAAACGCCGACUCCACGACUCCAAGGUCAUGACUUGUCUAAGUACGUGCUCUCGACGCUGACUGUACUACGCUCCCUGCUGCAGAACAACGCAUAUCCUUCGACUUGGCUCAGCUUGCAUAUCUACCACCAUUCGUCUGCACUCACGAUCCUCAAUAACCUCUCCUCGCUGUUGAUCGCGCAGUAUCUUCCCAGCCCCGAGGAGGCCGAGAGUCCGGAUCAUGCCGACAAGUUCAAUCUCGAAAUGAGCCUGUGGAAGUCGUUUCUCGACACGCUCUUGAUACUGGUGUCUUCUCCGGAGCUCGCGCUAGAAUUGUUUCCCGAACAGAAGCGUCGCGCCGUGUGGAAGAUCGCUGGCGAUGUCCGGCAGGCCGGCGCAGACCUGCUUCGUAAGUGCUGGGAGAGUCUAGGCUGGGAAGCCACGGCCGACGACCAGCGCCGGUACAACAUUCGGAGACUCGGCGGAUAUCAAGUGCAGUAUGUCCCAAGCCUGGUCGCGCCAACUAUCAGAUUAUGUCUCAGCAUGCACGAGGGUUUACGAAAAGUGGCUGUCGAGAUAUUGCAAGCUAUGAUCAUCAAUGAAUGGGCGCUAAGCGAUGGUGAGAGUCUAGAGCUGAUUGAGACAGAAGUCAUCGGCGCGCUGAAUUCUGUGUUGAAAGCGAAACCCGUGACGGCGAAUGAGGCGAUGAGCCGCAAGAUCUUCAUUGCAGAAUUGCUGGAAUUGUUUGCCACGAUUGCUAAUCAGCCUGACGACGCGCUGUGGACGGCGAUUGAGGAUCUUGUGGCGACGAUCGAUGAGCUGGUCGACCUGCUCACGUCGAUGGAUGCUGAUGAUGAGUUCGAGGUAAGAACGAAUGGGCAUGGGCACACUGCUGCGAGCGGUGCUGGUGCUGCGCGUAGGAUCGGCAAGGAUGGUAAUGGUCGAGAUACCGACUCGCAGAACUCGGAGGGCAAGGAGAUGGCAAGAGCGAGACGGAGUAUCGAUGGCCUGAGUCCUACUUCGCCACAACUAGGACGCGGUAGUGAGAAGGAGUAUGGCGUCCACGCCCUUGAGUGCUACAAGCAGUUGGCAGAAGAGUAUGAGCGGAGUGGAGACUACAAGCGUCUUGCGAAGACGCAUCGGGCUAUUGCUAGAAUUCACGAGGCGAGGGCCGCGAGUCGGCUUGGUCACCACGGUGCUGCGAGUGGUGGUGUCAAUGGGCGAGGAGGGAGGUAUGAGGAUGGUGAGGAGGAUGAUGAUGACUAGAAACGGGGCCGGAUUGGUGGUUUCUUGGACUUCUACUGCUUAUAGCUUCGUUCUUGAAGUGGUCCGAUUGGGGCUUUCUAGCCAUGCCUACUCUUGUAUGUUCGUCCUUGGACUGGUCGACUUGGGAGCUUUCUUACUGUGGUGUUGUGUUGUCUUGGGAGUCU
Exophiala viscosa is the source of this 4910-nucleotide messenger RNA. Its product is annotated as C2 domain in Dock180 and Zizimin proteins-domain-containing protein. The transcript has a single exon. Gene Ontology annotation, molecular function: small GTPase binding; guanyl-nucleotide exchange factor activity. Gene Ontology annotation, biological process: small GTPase-mediated signal transduction. NCBI's taxonomy places the organism in Eukaryota, Fungi, Ascomycota, Eurotiomycetes, Chaetothyriales, Herpotrichiellaceae. The record is from RefSeq and is a predicted model, not a curated record. The coding region runs from base 343 to 4746 and encodes 1467 amino acids. Gene Ontology annotation, cellular component: plasma membrane; cytoplasm.